AAAUAUUUCUCUGUUAAACUAGGUUAUGAUAAAAGAUAACGGUGUUAGGGGCUGGUUCCCAGCUGAUCUUGUGUUAACAACGUGAGCAUGAAAUAAGGAAGUAAAUUAUUAUUCAAUAUGUAAAAUUAUGGGCUCUGGGAUUUCCAGAAAGAAAAAGGAAAAAGACGAGAAAUCAGACAAAGAAAGCAAGAAGAAAAAGAAACCGUCAAAAACUUCAGCUCGUUUGAAGAAUAAUAACAAUUUAAUAAAUGCUGAGGAAGGAAACGUCGGAAGGAGGACGGAAGAUACACAUUCAGAUACAAAUACGGAUAUGGAUGUUGGAGGCAAUAUAAAUGGUAGUUCGGCUUUAAAUGAACAAACUAAAAGCAAAGUGGUCCAAGUGUAUAACAAAUCAACAAAAGACAUGGAGAAACUGAAUUACGAUAACAACGCGAUAAAUGGAAGGAAGGAGGACGUACAGUUUGAUAAUUCUUCGAUGGAUAUGUCAGAAAAUUCGUCUCCGGCAGACAAUACAUGUAUCGGUUUGGACACUACCUGUGGAACAGAAAGUACUGGGAGAAGUGCUGAAUUUUCAGAAAACGAAAGUGAAACUACAACAGCCGAAAAAAAGAAUAACAAUGUAGUGCCUUUGGACAAUGUUAGUUCUGGUGAUAAAACUGAACCAAACAACAAAGCGGGAAAAGGUCAGGUAUAUGACCAAAUUGAUAGUUCUACUGGCGAUAAUACAUUUGACAACAAAACUGGAAAAGGUCAGGUAUAUGACCAAGCUGAUGGUUCUACUACGAAACAUUCUGGUGACAAAACUGGAUCCAACAACAAAGCUAGAAAUGGUCAGGUAUAUGACCAAGCUGAUGGUUCUACUACGAAACAUUCUGAUGAUAAAACUGGAUCCGACAACAAAGCUGGAAAAGGUCAGGUAUAUGACCAAGCUGAUGGUUCUACUACGAAGCAUUCUGAUGAUAAAACUGGAUCCAACAACAAAGCUAGAAAUGGUCAGGUAUAUGACCAAGCUGAUGGUUCUACUACGAAACAUUCUGAUGAUAAAACUGGAUCCGACAACAAAGCUGGAAAAGGUCAGGUAUAUGACCAGACUGAUGGUUCUACUACAAAACAUUCUGGUGAUAAAACUGGAUCCAACAACAAAACUGGAAAAGGUCAGGUAUAUGACCAAACUGAUGGUUCUACUACAAAACAUUCUGGUGAUAAAACUGGAUCCGACAACAAAACUGGAAAAGGUCAGGUACAUGACCAAACUGAUGGUUCUACUACGAAACAGUCUGGCGAUAAUACAUGCGACAACAAAACUGGAAAAGGUCAGGUAUAUGACCAAGCUGAUGGAUCUACUACAAAGAAACAAAGCGAAAACGUUACAAGUCAAAAUGAACCUGCUAAUGAUGAUGAUGCUGAUGUUGAAAGACCUGCGAAGGAAUGUAAGAACGAAACGUUUGAAGAGUUUCCCCCAAAAGAGGAAAAUGGCUCCAACGUACUUGAACCUGUCAAAUUAGAAACUGUACCGAAAAUAUCAAAUUCAGAUGCCACAAACAGUGAUUCUAAACAAGAGCAAUUAUCAUCUUCUGAGGGCAAUGGGAAGACUGAAAAUUCCAGAGAUGAAGCUCCUGCCAAAACAACUGAUGGGCAGGGCACAAGUGUCUCUACAGAUUCUAACAAGGAAGAAAAUAAGCAGGCGACAAAGGAGAAUAGGCUGAAUGACAAUUUAGAGUUCUAUAGAAAUGAACUGUAUUCAAGACCGUUCCCGGGUGCAAAGAUUGAAGAUAUGUUAGAAUGGAAAGGCGAUUAUCUAAGGCUAGAGCGAACACAUUCAUAUAUACAAUGGCUUUUCCCAAUACCAGAAAGUAGGGGUAUGAAUUAUUCAGCACAACCUCUCCAAGAGCAUGAAGCACAGGCCAUAAGUGAGAAUGAAUCAUUAAGAGAUAAAGUUCUUGAAGCUUUCAAAAUGAUGCUAGAUUUCUAUGGAAUGGAGCUUGAACUAGAACCAUUGACGUUCAAACGCGGGGACAACUGGAAGGAGAGAUAUGAGCAUCUAAAUAGGUCAAUACACAACCAUUUCCGAAUAACAAGAAUUAUUAAAGCACUUGGGGAGUUAGGUUGGCAACAACUACAGAAGCCUUGGUUAGAAUUCAUGAUACAUGAAGCAACAAUAAAUCAAGUUCUACCAAAACUGAAUAACGACUCUACUAUGAGUCAUUUUAUUGAUGGAUUAAAAGAAGACGAAGAAAAAGGGAUGAUAUACCAUUUGCUAGCUGACUUGAACGUCACGUCACAUAAAAACGCCGCUGAUGUUAGUGAGAAUGAUGGUAAAGAUACUUCUGAUAGGAGCGAUAAAACUGAUGAAGGAAGUGAAGACAACAGUGUAGAUGAUAAUAAAGGAACUGAAUCGAUAGAAAGUAUAAGUGAAAAGAGUGCUAAAGACGGCAAAGAAGAGAAACUGGAUGAAGAGAAGGAAAACAAAAAUCUUGUUGUCGAUAAAGCAGAUGUGGAUGAUAAUAAAUCUGAAGAAAAUAGCGAUAGCAAAGGUAGUGAUAAAAACAAUAAAGGGGAUAUAACGAAUGAAAAUAACGAUGAGAACAAUAUUGAUGAUGAUGGUAAAAAAAGUGAUAGCAAAGACACAGCUAAUCCUAAUGUUGCAGAUGAAAAUGAAUUAGGUGAAGGCAAUGGAACACACGACGGUGCAGAUUUACGAGGGUUGAAGAAAGCUGGAAAUUCAUUAACGGAAAUCAAUAAAGAGGAGGACGUUGUUAGUGACAGACAGUAUGAUAAAGAGGAAAACAAAGCAAAUCAAUGUGGCCCUGAAAAUGAUAAGAAAUACGCUGAUAGCAAAAGCAACACAAAUCUAGCUGAUACUGAUCAGAAAGAUGAAGUAGGAGAGGUAACUGGUAAAUGCAAUAAGGACAAGAAAGAUACAGAAGAUGCGGAACAAAAAGAGGUUGAUGAAAAUUUAACGGAAAGAGUGUAAGAGUAGUAAUGCUGGCACAAGGAAAAAAAAAAUACUUACGUUUGACAUAAGCAUUUUCCAUGAAAAUAAAACUAAGUUGAUCAUUACAUUUUCAAGGUACCUGAUCACUGUUAGGGUGAAAUGUUUGAAAGCAUUAACUUAAGUAGAUUUUGAUACAAACAUGAAAAUAGGAGAAGUAAACGAUGUUUGUUGAAUAUUUCUGAAACCUCAUUUAUGUUAGAGGAUUGGGUUUGUCCAUCAUUUCAGAGAUUUUUAACCUCCUCAUCGAAACUGUACAUGACCCUUAGUUUCAUAUAUAAAUAAGUUUGUACCAAAAGUCACUUUUACCAAACAUUAAAGAUAUACUAGACCCAAAUUUCAAAUGUGAAAAUAUGAAUAAUUAUAUAAAGAUUGUGUAAACAUAAAGUUAACAAGUUUAUGCGUGUUAUCUGCAUUAUGCAUUGGAUGUAAAAUACUCCAUACUUACAUGCAGCACAUGUAUAUAUAGCUUAACACAGUAUAAAUGAGUAAUGCCACUACGAAAACUGAAAGUUAAGUGAAAAACGACUUUUACUACAAGGUAUUUAAUCGCGAAUGUAGCUGAAUAUACACAAUUAAUUCAUAUAUUCGAUGAGGUUUUCAUAUUUGAAUUAAAUAUCUGAAGAUAAAAUAUUUUAGUGAAAGGUGGACAUUGGAUAUCUUUAACCAGUAUUAACGGGAUGACUUUCAAAAAUGAUGUCUUAAAAAAAGGGCAUUUUCACCGAAUUAUCGCGUUUUGUAUUUCAGUGACAAUAACCACAUUCUCUGGCGUGAUGUUUAUGUCAGUAAAUUGACCUUCCUUUAAAUUAAUGAUUGAAGUUAAUUGUCAAGGAAGACAGUAAAAUUAGAAAUGGCAAACAUUAAAGCACUAAGUACCAUAUUAAUUGCUAGGCUGAGUAAUUGAGGUUGUUGCCGAAUGUUACGUACAAAUGGGCGAUGAGUACAUUCGUUAGAAGUCGUUCCAUUAGUUUUAUUUAUGUGAAUUUCACUUUAUGCCAUUCUCUACAUUUUUUCGAACUUUGCUAUAUGUAUUUUGGUGACACCAUAUAUGACAUAUCUUUGUCGAAUUACGUGGUAUCUUUGUCCCAAUAUAUAUACAUACAAAUAAUAUGCUAUUUUAAAUGUUUUACUAUUAUAGACGGUCAUAUUAUUGCUACUACAGUAUGUUUUUUAUGCCCCCGAAGGUGGGCAUAUUAAACUUGUAGGCCUACUGUCCGUCCGUGCGUCCGUGUAAAUUCUUGUCCGGGCUGUACCUCUGACAUCCAUUAAGGGAUUUUAAAAUAACUUGGCAUAAAUAUUCACCAUAAUGAGACGACGUGUCAUAGCAAGACCCAGAGCCCGACCUCUAGCUCCAAGGUCAAGGUCACACUUAGAGGUCAAAAGUUAACAGGGUCUGUUUCGUGUCCGGACCAUGACUCUUCCAUCCAUGAAGGGAUUUUGAAAUAACUCAGCAUAAAUGUUUACCAUAAUGAGACGACGUGUCAUGCGUAAGACCCAGACCACUAGCGCCAAGGUCAAUGUCACACUUAGAAGUCAAAGGUUAACAGGGUCUGUUUCAUGUCGGUUCAAAACUGUCAUUCAUCAAGAAAUUUUGAAAUUUCUUGGCUUAAAUGUUCCCCAUAAUGAGACGACGUGUCAUGCGUAAGAUCCAGAUCCCUAGCUCUAAGGUCAAGGUCACACUUAGAGGUUAAAGGUUAACAUGGUCUGUUUCUUGUCCGGUCCGUAACUCUGCCAUCGAUGAAGGGAUUUUAAGAUUACUCAGUAUAAAUGUUCCCUAUAUUGAGAUGACUUGUCAUGCGCAAGACCCAGGCCCCUAGCCCCAAGGGCUAGGUCACACUUAGAAGUCAAACGUGUGUAGCGCUUUUGACCCGGGCCUCUCGGGUCAAGGUCAAGGUCACAAAAUGAUGUGUGAUUUUUUUCGCAGACAACUGUAACAUUCUUGGGCUUCGGGGGCAAUUAUGGUGAACAUUUAUGCCAAUGUGUGAUAUCUCAUACUAUAUUUGGUUGUAACGACAAUUGUUUUUAAGUGCAUGCUUAAAUUGUGAUAAGCUUUAAUCAUUUAGUAUCAUCUUUUCUCUCUGCCUUGUAAUUAAGAUGCAAAUGGUUAUGUAAAAUAUUUUGUCUUUUUUUUUCUACAAGUUUAUGAAACACCAGAAAACGCACGUAGCACUGUAACAACAAUAAAUGAAAAUUAGAAAG
Mercenaria mercenaria is the source of this 5191-nucleotide messenger RNA. RefSeq lists its product as uncharacterized. Gene Ontology annotation, cellular component: membrane. NCBI's taxonomy places the organism in Eukaryota, Metazoa, Mollusca, Bivalvia, Venerida, Veneridae. The record is from RefSeq and is a predicted model, not a curated record. Gene Ontology annotation, molecular function: opioid growth factor receptor activity. Bases 128 to 2974 code for a protein of 948 amino acids. The transcript has 7 exons.